AACAAAUUAAAACUAAAUGUUAUAAUGUUUAUUCACUGACAUUUUUAUAAAUCAUGUUAUUGAUUUUUUAAAUUUCAUUUUUUUGAUAUAACAAAAAUAAAAUAUGACAGAUUUAAGUUUGUUGAUAUCUUUUGUGAUGCUCAUAUACUCUAAAACUGAUGGAAAUAAAAAUUGUUUGACACUACCAAUGGAAUGUGCAUAUGAAAUAGCUAAAACUAAUCUCGUGCUGAAAAAUGUUGCAACUAGUAAUCAAAAAGACCUAGAAUUCAUACUAACUUCAAUAUUAUUGCAAACUAAUGGGGAUGUAUUGCUAUCAAUAUUUCCAUCAACUCAUCAUUUGGAAUCAUCAUCAAAAGAACUAAGAAAUUAUUUGAUAAACAUCAAGGAAAAAGAACAAGCUCUUCGAAAAUCAAUUAAAAAUAAUACAAGUAUACUAACACCAAAAUGGGGUGAUGUUAAAAAAGAAAUACCUAGAUUGCUAAAUUAUGACAAGCAAGUAAUACUGCGAAAACAAAUAAUUCAAGAUUUUGUUCAAUGGAAAUUUGAGAACUCCCCAAAUGACAUCCAAAUGUGUUCAAGCGACAGUUCUAUUCCACAGAAGAUAAGAAAAUUUAAAUGCAACUUGAUUACAUUAGAUAUAAUGUCAAAGGUUAAUGAUGCAAACGAAUAUUUUCCCAUAUGCAAAAAGGAAAAAUGUCAAAUUACUACUAAAGGUGAAAACCCCAAAGCUUUUAUUUUCGUAGAUGUCAAAACAAAACAAAAAAAUGUGUGGGUAACUAGACUAUUGUGGAAUAAUAAGUAUCAUCCAUACAAAUAUUGGCUUGAAAUAGUUUAGUAAUAAGUUUACAUUUAAUUUUUUUAUGACUCAUGAGAUUCUAUUAUAAAAUAUUUGUCUUAAAUAUAUUUAAAUGACUUAAUUAACCAUUCGAUUUUAAUUUUCUUUUUAAACAUAGUGAGGUAUAAAAAGUAAAAAAAAAAUAAUGCAUUUUGUCAUAAAUGAA
Messenger RNA from Daktulosphaira vitifoliae (grape phylloxera), 1001 nucleotides. RefSeq lists its product as uncharacterized. The record is from RefSeq and is a predicted model, not a curated record. NCBI's taxonomy places the organism in Eukaryota, Metazoa, Arthropoda, Insecta, Hemiptera, Phylloxeridae. The transcript has 11 exons. Bases 104 to 835 code for a protein of 243 amino acids.